GAACCGGCUUCGGUAAAAAAGGCAAAGAGCUGAGUACCGAGCGUGAUUUCUUCAUGAGGAUGAAAUGCACGGUGACCAACAGAGGACGCACCGUCAACCUCAAGUCAGCCAGCUGGAAGGUGCUGCACUGCACCGGACACCUGAAGAUGUACAACAGCUGCCCUCCGCGCGUUCUCUGCGGCUUCAAAGAGCCGCCGCUCACCUGCGCCGUGCUGAUGUGCGAGCCCAUCGCACACCCGUCCAACAUCGACACGCCGCUGGACAGCAAGACCUUCCUGAGCAGACACAGCAUGGACAUGAAGUUCACCUACUGUGACGAGAGGGUAACAGAGUUGAUGGGUUACACUCCCGAGGAUCUUCUGGGUCGCUCAGUCUAUGACUUUUACCACGCCCUGGACUCUGACAGCGUCACAAAGAGC
This is a messenger RNA of Plectropomus leopardus (leopard coralgrouper), 419 nucleotides long. The record is from RefSeq and is a predicted model, not a curated record. NCBI's taxonomy places the organism in Eukaryota, Metazoa, Chordata, Actinopteri, Perciformes, Serranidae.